This is a messenger RNA of Arabis nemorensis, 393 nucleotides long. The record is from the annotation of a GenBank genome assembly. NCBI's taxonomy places the organism in Eukaryota, Viridiplantae, Streptophyta, Magnoliopsida, Brassicales, Brassicaceae.
AUGAGUAUGGGAAGAAGCAAAGCAGAAGGGAAAAGGAGUUUAAGAGAAAUGGACGAGGAAGAGGAAGAAGAUGAUGAUACUCUUGAAGAAGAAGAGGCUUUUGAGAAGAAGCAGAAAGGCAAAAGUACAACUAGUAGUAGUAGUCAUGGAGUUUGUCAGGUCGAGAAUUGUUCCGUGGACAUGAGCACAGCCAAACGCUACCACAAACGACACAGAGUCUGCGAGGUUCAUGCCAAAGCUCCCUUUGUUCGGAUCUCCGGUCUUCACCAACGUUUCUGCCAGCAAUGCAGCAGGUUCCACGAGCUCGGUGAGUUUGAUGAAGCCAAGCGGAGUUGCAGAAGACGCUUAGCUGGUCACAACGAGAGAAGGCGGAAAAGCGCAAAUGAAGAAUAA